CGUGGCCACCACCGCUUCACCACCUGCAGCCGGGCUCGGGACUGCAGCGGCCGCGUGCACCCUGCGGACCCGACACUCAAGGAAACUGCUCGGCGAGGCUCGGCGGUGGCACCACGCACCCGCAGUGCUGCGAUUUGCUCUCCCGGAGCGCCGCCGCGAGCUUUGACCGCUACCGCGGUGGGCGGGAAAACCUGCGCUCCAGAGGGCCGCUGGAAAUGCCUUCCCCAACAAGCUCUUCCCGCACCCCUACUGUAAGCGGGAAGGAAUUUAGUGUGCGAGGCAUGCAGGGGUCGCCCCAAUUUUAACACUGGGCGCCCUCCACUCCUCCGGAUCGGCCGAGUAAAAAGAUUCCCGCAGGAAACUGUCUGCCUCUACGACUGCGGCUUCUUGGGUGACCUGGGGCUUCGCCUGAAGUUGGCUUUGGCGAAAGACAUUCGGGUGGGUAGGGCGGAAAAGAGACCCUCUAUCCCUUCGCGCUGUGCUCUAGGAGUCCGUGGGCAAAGCGGCCUACUAGUUCUGGCUCUGCACCUGCCGAGGACAAGAGCCAGUGCUUAAAAAAGAACAGCGGAGGAACCGACAGGCGCGGCCAGCUGGAGCGCUGGAUAGUGGAGCCGAGGGAGGGCCCCGAGCGCCCGCCGCCCGCGCCAGCCCGCAGGGGUCCUCUCCCACGCUGGUCGCCGCGUGCGGCUGCGUUCAAGACCUGGGGCGUCCUGGCCAGAUCUGGGUGCUUGGUCCCAGACGCCACCACCACUUCAGCCCGGGUUCCGGGGGCGUGGCUUGGCGCGGAGGCGGGUUUAAGUCGCCGCUGGUGUCUGACCGCUCUGACAGGUCUCCAAAUUCCUCCCAGUCUCUCGGUCCCUCUGCGCGCUUCAGAGCGCUGGGUGGCACGCCGAGCCUCCCUGGGUCCGGAGGCAUUUCAUCGACUCCCACGCGGCCUGGGGCCUGUCUUCUCGCCCAAACCUUAAGCCCGCGGCACCCGCCAAGCUUCGGUUCUCAGCCUCAGGAAUCCGCACCACUGGCUUCUCUUCUUACUCAGAGCUAUUGGCUUUGGAGCCCUCCCCACUUUUUCUUUUCCCGUUUUCCCACUCCUCCUAGCUCCAGGCCAAAUGGACUCCAAAGAGCGUAGUGAAGGGAUGGGAACUGUGUGCUGACCUCUCAGAAGCACAUCUGGAAGCGCUGACCUCAUCUUAUAGCCGAGGCUGGGACCCUGGGCCAGAGCCCCUCCGUCUUCCUCACCGAGGGAUGAUUCUGGCCAGAGCCAGUGCUGCACUGUCGCUCCUCGCUCUGGAAGUGGUGACAGCUAAGAACCAGCCCAGGAGGGAGCUCCAGCACACCUCUUCCUCCAAAUUAACUAUUUGGUGACUCGUUAGCGCAGGGGCUACCACCUCUCCAACCUUUCCGCGAGGUCGCCUCAUGGUCCCCCACUCCUCCUCCUUAAUUGCUCCCGCCCCCAGCUCCGCCCCGGCUCCCCAUCCCGGUGCAAUGGAGUUCUCCGAAGGGCGAUGAUUCCAGCUACAGCUGCUAACUUCGUACCCCAUCGUCGCCGCCGGUUACCCCCGGCCAGCCCCCCUGCACUCGCCCAGCCGUGGGCGUCGGGAAACCAGUGCCGCAGACAGGACCCGCCCGACGCGCAGCAGAAGCACCGCGCCCAGGCGCCUGGGUGCCCAUUGGAGAGCAAAGGCUGCGCCAAGACGCUGAGCCUAGAAGGAGCCUAGGCGCCUGAACCCGCGAAGGGGGCUGCGUGCCUCAGAGAGUCGCAGCUUCUGCGGACAAAUAACCACCACCACGGCUGCAUUCCCAAGCUGCACGAGUUGGCGGGAGGGUGGCUCUCAAGGACGCAGGGGUCUGCUGCGAUCUUCCAGGAGCACCUUCCCCCGGGCGCACUAUGACCUGACCUGCGGGGCCCCCUUUCCAGGGUUCCUGCAACCGGGCAGCCUAGGAUAGAGAAGAUCGCUGCCUAACUCCUAAUAGGACGUGUUCGGGUCUUUAGGACCCCCCUCCCUCAACUGCCUCCCCCAGGUUCUGCGCCUCCUCCCUGCGGCCUGGCGCCAUGGAGCUCUCGGAUGUGCGCUGCCUUAGCGGCAGCGAAGAACUCUACACCAUCCACCCGACGCCCCCGGCCGGCGACGGCGGGAGCGGUUCCCGGCCGCAGCGGCUGCUGUGGCAGACGGCGGUGCGGCACAUCACCGAGCAGCGCUUCAUCCUCGGGCACCGGGGCGGUAGCGGCAGCGGCGGGAGCGGUGGUUCCCGCAAAGCCUCCAAUCCUGCGGGCAGCGGUCCCAAUCAUCACUCGCAGCAGCUGUCCAGUGACUCCGCGCUGCCCCUGUAUUCACUGGGGCCAGGGGAGCGAGCGCACAGCACCGGCGGCACCAAAGUCUUCCCGGAACGCAGCGGGAGCGGCAGUGGCAGCGGCAGCGGAGGCGGGGGUGACCUAGGCUUCCUACACCUUGACUGUGCCCCAAGCAAUUCGGAUUUCUUUCUCAGUGGGGGCUACAGCUACCGAGGGGUCAUUUUUCCCACACUGCGCAACUCCUUCAAGUCUCGGGAUCUGGAGCGCCUCUACCAGCGCUAUUUCCUGGGCCAGAGGCGCAAAUCCGAGGUGGUGAUGAACGUUCUGGAUGUGCUUACCAAACUCACCCUCUUGGUCCUCCACUUGAGCCUAGCCUCGGCCCCCAUGGACCCACUCAAGGGCAUCCUCCUUGGUUUCUUCACCGGAAUCGAGGUGGUGAUCUGCGCCCUGGUGGUGGUCAGGAAGGAUACCACCUCGCACACAUACCUACAGUACAGUGGAGUGGUCACCUGGGUGGCCAUGACCACCCAGAUUCUGGCGGCUGGCCUGGGCUAUGGGCUCCUGGGCGACGGUAUAGGUUAUGUGCUCUUCACGCUCUUCGCCACCUACAGCAUGCUGCCGCUGCCGCUCACCUGGGCCAUCCUGGCUGGCCUGUGUACCUCGCUGCUGCAGGUGAUCCUCCAAGUGGUCAUCCCCCGGCUGGCGGUCAUUUCCAUCAACCAGGUUGUGGCCCAGGCAGUGCUGUUCAUGUGUAUGAACACAGCUGGGAUCUUCAUCAGUUACCUGUCAGACCGGGCCCAGCGCCAAGCCUUCCUGGAGACACGGAGGUGUGUGGAGGCCAGGCUGCGCCUGGAGACAGAGAACCAAAGACAGGAGCGGCUCGUGCUGUCUGUGCUCCCCCGGUUUGUCGUCCUGGAAAUGAUCAACGACAUGACCAACGUGGAAGACGAGCACCUGCAGCACCAGUUCCACCGCAUCUACAUCCACCGCUACGAGAACGUCAGUAUUCUUUUUGCAGAUGUUAAAGGAUUUACCAACCUCUCUACGACCUUGUCCGCUCAGGAGCUGGUCAGGAUGCUCAACGAGCUCUUUGCCAGAUUUGAUCGACUGGCCCAUGAGCAUCACUGCCUUCGCAUUAAAAUCCUGGGAGAUUGCUACUACUGUGUUUCUGGACUUCCUGAGCCCCGCCAGGACCAUGCCCACUGCUGUGUUGAAAUGGGCCUCAGCAUGAUUAAAACCAUCAGGUAUGUGCGGUCAAGGACAAAGCAUGAUGUUGACAUGCGGAUAGGAAUCCACUCGGGCUCAGUGCUAUGUGGCGUGUUGGGCCUGAGGAAGUGGCAGUUUGAUGUCUGGUCUUGGGACGUGGACAUUGCAAACAAGCUCGAAUCUGGAGGAAUCCCUGGGAGGAUUCACAUCUCCAAAGCCACACUGGACUGCCUCAACGGUGACUAUAACGUGGAAGAGGGUCAUGGCAAGGAGAGGAACGAAUUCUUGAGGAAGCAUAACAUAGAGACCUAUUUAAUUAAGCAGCCUGAGGAGAGUCUGCUCUCCUUGCCAGAAGACAUUGUCAAGGAGUCAGUAAGCUCCUCAGACAGAAGGAACAGUGCAGCAACCUUCACAGAAGGAUCCUGGAGCCCAGAACUACCCUUCGAUAACAUCGUGGGGAAACAGAACACUCUGGCUGCCCUAACAAGAAAUUCAAUAAAUCUGCUUCCAAACCAUCUUGCACAAGCUUUGCAUGUCCAGUCUGGGCCUGAGGAAAUUAACAAGAGAAUAGAACAUACCAUCGACUUGCGGAGUGGCGAUAAGUUGAGAAGAGAGCAUAUCAAGCCAUUCUCACUGAUGUUUAAAGACUCCAGCCUGGAGCACAAGUAUUCUCAAAUGAGGGAUGAAGUUUUCAAGUCCAACUUGGUGUGUGCAUUUAUCGUUCUUCUAUUUAUCACAGCAAUACAAAGUUUGCUUCCUUCUUCAAGAGUGAUGCCAAUGACCAUCCAGUUCUCCAUUCUGAUUAUGCUACACUCAGCUCUGGUCCUCAUCACCACAGCAGAGGAUUAUAAGUGUUUGCCUCUCGUCCUCCGGAAAACUUGCUGUUGGAUUAACGAGACCUAUUUGGCCCGGAACGUCAUCAUCUUUGCGUCCAUCUUGAUUAAUUUCCUGGGUGCCGUUCUAAAUAUUCUGUGGUGUGAUUUUGCCAAGUCGAUACCCUUGAAGAACCUGACUUUCAAUUCCUCAGCUGUGUUUACAGAUAUCUGCUCCUACCCAGAGUACUUCGUCUUCACGGGCGUGUUGGCCAUGGUGACCUGUGCAGUUUUCCUCCGACUGAACUCCGUCCUGAAGCUGGCUGUGCUGCUGAUUAUGAUUGCCAUCUAUGCCCUGCUGACCGAGACCAUCUAUGCAGGUCUCUUUCUGCGUUAUGACAACCUGAACCACAGUGGAGAAGAUUUCCUGGGAACCAAGGAGGCCUCACUGCUGCUAAUGGCCAUGUUCCUUCUUGCUGUGUUCUACCACGGACAGCAGCUGGAGUACACAGCCCGCCUGGACUUCCUCUGGCGUGUGCAGGCCAAAGAGGAGAUCAAUGAGAUGAAGGAGCUGAGGGAACACAAUGAGAACAUGCUUCGCAAUAUCUUACCCAGUCACGUGGCUCGCCAUUUCCUGGAGAAAGACCGUGACAAUGAGGAGCUGUACUCUCAGUCUUACGAUGCUGUUGGAGUGAUGUUUGCCUCCAUCCCCGGAUUCGCAGACUUUUACUCUCAGACCGAAAUGAAUAACCAGGGAGUGGAAUGCCUGCGCUUGCUGAACGAAAUCAUUGCUGACUUCGACGAGCUGCUUGGUGAAGACCGGUUUCAAGACAUCGAAAAGAUCAAGACCAUUGGCAGCACCUACAUGGCUGUGUCAGGCCUGUCACCAGAAAAACAGCACUGUGAAGACAAGUGGGGCCACCUGUGUGCCCUGGCCGACUUCUCCCUUGCCCUGACGGAAAGCAUACAGGAAAUCAACAAGCACUCAUUCAACAAUUUUGAACUCCGGAUCGGCAUCAGCCAUGGCUCAGUGGUAGCUGGAGUGAUUGGGGCUAAGAAACCACAGUAUGACAUUUGGGGCAAAACCGUGAACCUGGCGAGCCGAAUGGACAGCACGGGGGUUAGCGGUCGGAUCCAAGUCCCAGAGGAGACUUAUCUCAUCCUGAAGGACCAGGGCUUUGCCUUUGACUACCGAGGGGAGAUCUACGUGAAGGGCAUCAGCGAGCAGGAAGGGAAAAUCAAAACGUACUUUCUCCUGGGAAGAGUCCAACCCAACCCAUUCAUCUUGCCCCCGAGAAGGCUGCCCGGGCAGUACUCCCUGGCCGCAGUCGUCCUGGGGCUGGUCCAGUCCCUCAACAGGCAGAGGCAGAAGCAGCUACUCAACGAGAACAACAACACAGGGAUCAUCAAGGGCCAUUACAACCGGCGGACUUUGUUGACACCCAGCGGGCCAGAGCCGGGAGCCCAAGCUGAAGGCACCGACAAAUCUGAUUUGCCAUGAA
Messenger RNA from Sciurus carolinensis (gray squirrel), 5810 nucleotides. RefSeq names its product adenylate cyclase 8 (gene Adcy8). The record is from RefSeq and is a predicted model, not a curated record. Gene Ontology annotation, biological process: cAMP biosynthetic process; adenylate cyclase-activating G protein-coupled receptor signaling pathway; intracellular signal transduction. The coding region runs from base 2051 to 5809 and encodes 1252 amino acids. The transcript is spliced from 18 exons. Gene Ontology annotation, cellular component: plasma membrane. NCBI's taxonomy places the organism in Eukaryota, Metazoa, Chordata, Mammalia, Rodentia, Sciuridae. Gene Ontology annotation, molecular function: adenylate cyclase activity.